Molecule: messenger RNA, 894 nt
Organism: Anisakis simplex (herring worm)
Lineage: Eukaryota; Metazoa; Nematoda; Chromadorea; Rhabditida; Anisakidae
Source: the annotation of a GenBank genome assembly
AUGACGUCGUCUCAUGAACCGAUACACAGCGGUCAUUUUAUGACAUCAAAUCCGCACAAUGACGAGUUGGCACCCGACGAAGAAGAUGAGGAUGUUGAGGUUGAUGUUGUUGACGAUGAAGAGGAUAGGCUUGCAGCAGAGGAUGGGGUUGAGGAUCGAAGGGCGCUGAAAAAUCAGGAUGAAAAACCGGUAACCUUCUAUAAAUUUGGCCCGAAGAAGACGCAGUCGAUUGCCAUUGAUGUAUCACUGAACAAACUCAACAAAUGCAUCAAAGUGGCUUAUAAUAAAAUGACUACUCCAAAAUGGAAGGAUUUUAAAGGACUUCGAUUGGAUUGGAAACAAAGAAUACGUCUCAAUAAUGUGAUCUGGCGAGCGUAUUAUAUGGAAUUUCGUAAACCCGAUAAAAACAAGGCCAAAAAGACGCCGUAUUGCUACUUUGCUGUGCCAGACGAUGACACGACCCACACAAAAAUUGAGGUGGUUGAUCUUAUUUUUCUUUUUGUGCCUGACAACUUGGCAGAACUGUAUUCAUCUUAUCGUUUCGCCAGAAAGUAUCCGAACCCGUGUGCUCUUUUAUGUGCGGACUGCACAUACUUAGGUAGCGUCAUGGAGGGAAUGUACUGGAAGCGCAAAAUGGAGGCCGUUUGCGCUCAGUACAAACGUUGGAGGUAUUUCACGAAGAUUCGUAAACGAGAACGGAAACGCGGCAAUAGCUGUAGUGGGGAAAUAGGUGGUGUACCAAAAAUACCACCCCGAAGUCAAACACCAAAGAACACAUCGAGCGAGUAUUUCGAUAUUGAUGAUUACGAUAACGAGUUUACGGACACCCUUUUCGAUAGUCUCUCACAACCGUAUAUGUUCCCGAAUCCAAAAGAAAUGGGUAUGUUGUUUUAA